AUGACCGGCUCCUUUUUGGCGUAGGUUCCGUGCAUGUGCUGACACCACGGGUGCAUCAAGGAUUCGCACACCGAACUGUUUUUAUAAUUAAACGUUUAUUGUGAAUUGUUAUUACUCGCAAAAAUUUUCCUUUCUUUUUCUCAACAUUCUCAACUAUCGAUUACUGAAGUGAGCAUUGUGGCGUGAUAGUGUUCCAAAGACAUCUGCCUUAAUAAUUUUAAGACUGCUAUUUUGUGAUUUUUGCAAAAAGUUAAUUUAGAAACUAAAAAACACAAGUCGAAAGACAACACACAGCGCAUUUUUAAAAUAAUAAUUCGAGAAGAGUAGAAGCAAAUCAGCAGUAAAAAAAGGAAAUGGUCAUGGAGGCAUCUCCUUCACCGCAAUGUGUCGGUCGUGAGUUCGUCCGACAAUACUACACUUUACUGAAUAAAGCCCCGAAUCAUUUACACAGGUUUUAUAACACAACAUCAUCAUUCGUUCACGGAGGUCUUGAUCAAACAAAUAAGGAAACGAAACCAGCAAUUGGUCAGAAGCAAAUUCAUCAAAAAAUCCAGCAACUGAACUUUCGAGAUUGCCACGCUAAGAUUACCCAGGUUGAUUCGCAGGCAACUCUCGGCAGUGGUGUAGUUGUUCAGGUUUCCGGAGAGCUAUCGAACGCUGGCCAACCGAUGCGUCGUUUUACUCAAACAUUCGUUCUCGGAGCUCAAGCACCGAAAAAGUACUACGUGCAUAAUGACAUUUUUCGAUAUCAAGACUUUGGUUAUUCGGAUGAGGAGGAAGGCGAGUCAGAAGUCGUUGAGGGUGCAUUGAUCGAAGUUACCGAACGUGAAGGCGAAGAGGGUGUUCGCUCUGAACCGGAGGAGGAGGAACAACAAAGUCAACCUCAACAAAUUACGGCACCAAUUUCCGGCUCUGAACAACAUACCGUUAUUCUCACUCAACCACCAAUUGCAACUGGACAACCUCUUUAUUAUCCACCACCGCCACCACAACACGUGAUGCCACCAGUGAUGAAUGGUUCGGUGACUGACGACAGUUCCUUGAUUGGUCAACAACAAGCAUCUCUUCCUCUGUCUCAGCAACCGGUUCAAGCGCAACAACCACAAUAUGUUGAGCCCGUGGUGCAGGAGCAAUUCUCACAGGAAACAGAGACAACAUCAACAACAGAAGCACAACAAGUCACUGAAGACGAACAUUCCCAAUCCGCUGAGAGUCUCGAACCAACUGAGACAGCUUGUUUGAGACCAACUGCCGAAAUUGGUCAAGACAGUACAUUGGCAUCACCGGCCAACACCAGCAACAGUGGACCGAAAACUUAUGCCAAUUUGGUCAAGUCCUGUCCAAGUUCACAGGCAACUCUCACAAAUACCCAACCGCCAAAAAUCUCCAUGUCGCCACCACCCAUGUCGAGUAUAAAAGUGGAAGAAAAAUCACCACUUCAUCCAUCAAAUUCUGGUCCCUCUUUGACUUCGAAUACAAAUGUGUCUAGCAGUCAACAACAACCUCAUCGAGUGAAUGCUAACCAACAACAAUCGUUACAUCAACCACAACAACAACGACCACCACGCAGUGGUCCUAUGCAACGAGGUAAAUUUUCAGACGGAGAUCGUCGUAGCGGUGGCAGACCAAAUCAAUUUACGGACGCUCAUCAACUCUUCCUGGGCAAUGUGCCCCAUCAUGCGACUGAAUUUGAUCUUCGUCAAUUGUUUGAACGCUAUGGCAAAGUCGCUGAAUUACGUGUUCACAGCAAGGCAAACGACAGGAGUAAAGGACCACAGGGUGCAAAUAGCGCUGUACGCGUGCCCAAUUAUGGUUUCAUUACCUUUGAAGAUUCAACCGUUGUCGCUAAAGUAUUGAACGAUCUUCCGAUCUUCUUCCCCGAUGAGAAUGGACAGAUUAAAUUAAAUGUCGAAGAGAAGAAAAUCAAGACUAGCAGGAUGUCGAUGGAAGGCAGUGGAAGGUCUAAUCCAGUGGAUAAUAUGCGUUCAAUGGGUGGACAACAACAACGUGGACCUGGAGGUUUAGGCGGAAUGAGAGGUGGAUCACGGGGCGGACCACGUGGAAGUUAUUCUCGUGGUGGUGAUGGAGGUCGAACUGGCGGUGGCAUGAGACAGCCGGGAAAUCCAAACAAUUCAAAUUACGCAAACCGACGCUAAACAUCCUGAUGACAUGCUUCGACUUCUUGGAAAAAAAAAAUAUCAGCGGUACCUAAUCACCAAAACAACAUUCUGUCAAUAUACUUAGAGAAAAAGAAACUAAAUAAUCUUAUUGCGAUUUGCGAGACGAAACAAUUCUCUCAUACACAAAACAAUUUCUUCUACGUAAAUCGAGUGCCACAAUUUUAUGGAGAUUUCUCCUUUUUGUCAAUUUUUCGAAAUAACAAAAGUAAAAAACAAGAGAGAAUGAAUUUUUUCGUCCGUUUCGUCUCGCAUUUCGUAAACGGAUCGCGGCAAUAACAGACCACGGUACAAAUACCGUUCUCUUUUUAAUUUUUAUUAUCAAAAGAAAAAAGAAAAAAAAACUCCAGCAAACUUUGCUGUCUUUAAAAGUCAGCUGAUCCAUUUUCUUUUCUUUUUGGACUGUUUCACUAAACUAGAAAACAAUUUAUUCAAUCUUAUAGUGAUUGAUUAAUUGAGCUCUUCAGGAGAAAAAGAGACGGAGUGAAACGACUGAUAAAUUGGUCGCAGAGAAAAAGACAACUCAAUCCAUACUUUUCAUAUUUCACAUUUUUUUCACAAACUGUCGAUCGACAGGUUUUCGAUCUUCAGAAUGUACCUCAAUCCUACAACUGCAGCUGGACUCUAGCAGUAAUAAAUUCAUUUCUUUUUUAUAUAUAUAUAUAUCAUUAUUUGUCUUGCUUUUUUUCUGAUUUGGACUUUUUAAAUCUACGUCUCUUUUUUUCUUCGAAAUUUACGUUCAAUAUAGUUUGAAAAAAAAGAAAACUUUCUUUUGUAUUUUUGGCCUUGUCGAUUGAAACAUCGAAAAAAAACAAAUGUUUUUUUUAAAGUCUGUUUUAUCUGUGCCUACUUAGAAACCAUUGGCAAAUUCGGCGUCGAUUUAUUUGUUAACUAAUAUUUAAUAUCGUAAUUUCGUACUAUCGACGCCCGUGAAAAAUUUUCAUUGAAUAAUUUUCACAAAAAAAAAGAAAAAACACACACACAUAUACACAAACGGCUACGGUAUUCAUAAAUUUCACGCCGCUCAAUAUCUUAAAAGAAAAAUUUAUUGAUACCGAUCCUGUUUUUGUUUUAGACUAGAUAGAAAUAGACUUAUUAAUUUCUAAUGGACUUGCUUGAAUUAAAAAUUCAAACACGAUUUACAUGUACAACAUUUUUUUCCAUCGACGAAUAAUUUAUAAACGUACUUUUUAUUCAUUAAAAGAAAAUAUGUUGUUCUUGUUUUUCUCGUAUAAGAUAAUUUUUUGUGGUGAAUUAUUGGUCGAGAUGGGAUUUUUUUUUUAAUCGCGAUAAUUGACAUUUUUUUAAAGAAUAACGAAUUUCAAAGUUUAUAUACAAAGUAAAUUGUGUGUAUCAUUUUUUUUGAUUAAGCGAUACACGAAACUGACAAUAGUUAAUUAUUUCUAACUGAACAUUUUAAUGUUUGUUUUUUUGCAAUUUUAGUGGCAAAUUUUCUAGUCAUUUUUUUUUUUUUUAAUAAACUUAAUAAUAAUUUCGUUAUUUAGCGAUUCGAUGUAUUUUUUAAAUGAAGAAAAUUUCGACCAAUAAAAUCACUGUUCGUUUAAACCAUUGAAAUGACAUAUUUUAAAAGUAAAUAAAUAGUCUAAUUUUUAAGGCAGUUCAUCUCUGAAAAUAAAUAAUUUUGUCCAAUGUUGAUAUUGGGAAAAAUUUCAACAAAAAAAAAAGUUCUUUUUAUUUAUUUCUUUUUCAUUGUUGCGUCAGUUCUUUUCUCAGUGCAAAUAAAUUUAUACAAAAAAAAUAUACUUUUAAUUUGUUUUUUUUUAAUAUGAAAUUCUAAACAUUUUUUCAUGUUUUCGAAACUAUUUUAUAAGUUUAAAUAAUUUUGUUAUUUUUAAAUUAAUUGAAUUAUUAAAUAUUUCGUAGGUAAUAUUUAAAUUUUUUGAUUAAUUUGGACUAUUAUGAGUAUUAUGAGUAUUUUUAAUAAAUUGAAAAUUGUGAUGACAAUCUUAAAAAAAAUUAAUUAUUUAGUAAUUUUAAUUUGUAGAAAGUAUUAAAAGUUAAAAGUUUAUCAAUUAUAGUGUUAAUAAUUUUUAAAUAUGAAAUUAAAUUAUUCAAAUUUGAGUACAAAUUCUUAGGAACUUUUAUAGAAUUAUUUUUUUUUGACAGUAUCGACAAUAUCGGGUGAACUGUCUUUUAAGAAAUUAGACUAAUUUAAUGUAAGCUUUAACUAUAAAAUGUUCGUCUCUCGGUGGAUCAUUUUUUUUUUUUUUUUUGAAAAGCAGGGGAGUCAAAAAGUCUGACUUUUCGUCUCUGUAAUUUUUCUAUAAACAAAUAUAGGUGCUUAAAGUAAAUUUUUUAAAAUUAGAAAAUAAAAAAAGGAAAAAAGAACAGAAAGUACACAAACGCUUUGACGGAAAUUGAAAUUGGUUUCUAAGAGAAGCCAAAGUGAGUUUCGCUUGUUUGAAAAGAGAGAGAGAGAAAAAAAAAAAAACAGCGACUAAAGAGCAUCACGCUGUGAUUUCAAGUCUAAAUAAGUUUGGACUAUCGAGAGGCGUUUCUUUUUCUUACUGACCCUGGAGACUAAUAGUCUGUACUAAACUUCUAUAUUAUAGUUUGUAAUAAUGGAAUAUGUUGUGUCACUACAACCAGGUUGUGACUUUUUUUUCUAGAAUGUAUUUUAAAAACCCUUUUUUUCUUUUUUUUAUGUUAGAGAAAGAAAUUUUUAAAAAAAUGCUCAUUUUUAUGAAAAUAUGCUUCAUUUUUUUUUUAAUUUAAAUAAAGUCACAACUUGGAAGUAGUUAUAUAUAAAUAUAUUUAAUGAACGUUUUCGCAUCGUAUGGAGUAUUUUUUUUUUGUGCACAUCUUUCUGACAAUUCUUGUUAAAAAAAAAACGCUUCUCUUGAUACUUUAUAUUAUAUAUAAAUAUAUACGAAUAGUUGCCAGAUCUAUGUACGCUUAAUUAAUUGAUUUUUGUUACAAAUAGAGAGCGAGAGUGAGAGAAUGAGAGCGCAAGUAUCAUAGGUCUAAGGCUUACUUUAUUGUCAGCUGUUAAGUUUAAUUUUUUUAAUUUUUAAUUUUUUUUUUUUUUUGUAAAUUGUUUUUGUUUAUUUUUAGAAAACUCGCGUAUAUAUCGUUCAUUGAUGAAUAUUUAAAUUCUCGAAGAACAAUAGAUUUGUGUGUACAUUUUUUCAAAUCGAUCUCAAUGAUUGGAUAAAAGAAAUGACGUUUUUGUAGAAUUUGUUUUACUAUUAUUAUUAUUAAUAUUAUUAUUAUUAUUAUUAUUAAUAUUAUUAUUUUUAAUAUUAUUCUUAUUUUGUUUUUAUUAUUUGUAUUAAAUUUUAGUAAAACUAUUUUGUUUUAUUCAAUGAAUUUAAAAAAUAUCGGUUUAUUAAAAAGAAAAAUAAGUGCACAAAAAUCUAAUGCAAAGAAAUUCUGUGAAUAGAUUUGCAUUUACAAUUUAAUUUCAUUUUUUUUCUAACUUUUAGGAGAAAAAAAAAUCUUUUCUAGAACUUUAGUUGGAUUAAUGAAUGGAGGAUUGGGGAAAAAUGGGAAGAAUGGAAUUAUGGAAAACGCUUAUCUUUUACUAGUCGGAAGAGAGGUGCAAAAGUUUUUCAAUUAAAAUAAAUUUAAGGGGGGUUUUGAUGAAAAUAAAGAGAAAAAUUAUAAUCCUGCGAUGCGAAAUCGUCGACUACAAGAAAAGAUAAAAAAAAAAACUCAGUAAAUUUUUAGUGUGAAUGUUUUCUUUUUUAAGUGACUAUUAAGUAAUAUCUCUUAAAAAUAAUAAUUAUAAUAUUAACUAUAUGAACGAAAGCAACAGGAAAAAGAAACACAAAUAAUGGAUAAUGAUUAUUAUUAGAACAAUUAUUAAAUUAGAGAAUGACGAUAAUUAAGUUGUGAAUUUUUGUAGCAUACAUUUUUAAUUUUUGUGUACAACCGUGGACAACGUUACUGCGAUAAAAAAAAAAUAUAAUGUUAAAGUAAAAAAAGAAGAAAAAAAAAACAUGAAAGAAACCGACAUACGUCAAAUGUAUUGUAACUUUUUGCAUUUAGUAUAAUAUAUCUACCUUAUUACAACCCGUAA
Molecule: messenger RNA, 6219 nt
Organism: Leptopilina heterotoma
Lineage: Eukaryota; Metazoa; Arthropoda; Insecta; Hymenoptera; Figitidae
Gene: rin
Product: ras GTPase-activating protein-binding protein 1
Exons: 9
Coding region: 354-2156 (600 amino acids)
Cellular component (GO): ribonucleoprotein complex; cytosol
Molecular function (GO): mRNA binding
Source: RefSeq, a predicted model, not a curated record